This is a messenger RNA of Drosophila suzukii, 1376 nucleotides long. RefSeq names its product zinc finger protein Paris. Gene Ontology annotation, cellular component: nucleus. NCBI's taxonomy places the organism in Eukaryota, Metazoa, Arthropoda, Insecta, Diptera, Drosophilidae. Gene Ontology annotation, biological process: regulation of DNA-templated transcription. Gene Ontology annotation, molecular function: DNA-binding transcription factor activity, RNA polymerase II-specific; RNA polymerase II cis-regulatory region sequence-specific DNA binding; zinc ion binding. The record is from RefSeq and is a predicted model, not a curated record.
AAAAAACCUUAUUUUCAGUAUUGAUAGUAUCACUAAGUUUUUGUCAUCUCUAAUACCCAGUUAUAAACAAACCAGUUUGCCCGACCUGAUCUCAAUUUUCUGGCUAUAACAUUACCAAUGAUGGAGUCAUCUUUGUGCCGAGUUUGCUUGGCCUACUCCAAAAAUAUGGUCAACAUAUUUGAAGAACUUGAACUCGGUGUCUCCAUUGGUAGCAUGAUUUCUGAGUGUACGGGCUAUACAGUUGAGAAAGGAGACCUGUUUCCCCAAACCAUUUGUGCCAUUUGCCUGCAGGAAGUGGAAAAUGCUUUCGAUAUAAAGAAAACCUACGAAAGGAGCUCUCAGUUGUACAGUGAAAUGGAGGAGGAUUUGCAGGGAAUGUUUUUACCAGAGGAAAAGGAUUUGAGCGACAAGGAAAACGAACUAGAGGAUGAUGCUGAUAAUGAUUCAGACUACUUCCCAUCGGAUGAGGACCCUGAAGGUGGUGAAAAUACAGUACCUGUUAAUGUAACUCCAGUACCUGCUGAUAAAAAGGCACUACCUGCCUCUGACAAGGGUACUAACCAGAACGGCACCAAGGAAUACCGUCACAAGUGCCCCUAUUGUCCCAAGUCCUUCCCCAAGGCUUGUGGCUUGCAGAGACACCGGCGAAUUCACACGGACGAACGACCCUACAAGUGCUAUCUGUGCCCGAAGAGUUUCCAUUGCUCUUCGAAUCUCAACCAACACCUGAGAACCCACGCAGGAGUACAGCCUUUUAAAUGUGACCACUGCUCGAAGUUCUUCACCCAGAACGCAAACCUUCAGACGCACUUGCGGCGAGUAAGGGGUGAAAAACCCUUCAAGUGUACCCAAUGCCCAAAGUCUUUCUUUCAAAAGCAUAAACUUCAGUCCCACUUGCGAAUACACACUGGCGAGCAACCAUUCCAGUGCACCACCUGCUCCAAAUGCUUUUCCCAACCGACAAGUCUCAAGCGGCAUCUACUGACCCACACGGGAGAACGACCCCACAAGUGUUCCCGUUGCUCAUCGAGUUUUAACCAGCAUUCUAGUCUUAAGCGGCACCUAAACACAGUUCACACUUAACUAAAUUUUAAGAAACCACACCAAGACUGCAUGUAUGUUCCCCUGUAAUUAAGCUAACUAACACUUGACACACUUUUCCUGACGAAAACAGUUAAUCCGUGAUUAUGUACGUCUACGUUUAUAGAAUUAUUUCCUUGUUCUGCUAUAAUAUGUCAAAUAAAAUAUACAUUAGGAAUAGUGAAAAAAAAUCAUAAUUUGGUAUUAAGUACAGAUCUUACAAUUAUAGGUUAAUCAUAUUUUAAGAUGAUUACCUAGAGUAAAAUGCAUUUAUUUAUAAGGGCACCCAAUUUUUU